AUGAGGAGCCUGCCCAGCCUGGGGGGCAUCGCCCUGCUCUGCUGCUGCGUGGCUGCCGCCGCCACCUCGGUCCCCGCCUCAGCCUCCGCCUCCCCCGCCGCCUCUGCCGCCGGGACGGUCCCGACCCCCGCGGGGGGACGGGACCGCGCCCCCUCGCCUCCCCCCUCCGGAGCCACCGACGCCGGCGGUGACGGGGAACGGGACCGGGGUGCUGAGAAGCAGGUGGAGGAGCCGGUCAGUCACGCCCCCAUCACAGUCAGCGCGGCCGCCAGCCCAGCGGCAGAGGAGACCCCGGAGCUUGAGCCGGAGCCCACGCCCCUCAGGACCGAAGCCGCCCCCACGGACCCCGGCAGCUCCCUGACCACAGCCCCCCAGGUCCUGAUCCCGACCCCAACUUUGAUUCUGACUACGACGACCCAGACCGUGGCUGCGACCCAGACCCCGACCCUGACCUUGACCCGAUCUGUGCUCUGGAACAGCCCCUCGCCCACCCCACCUGCGGACCAGCCUGGCCAGCCUGCCGGCCCCACGCCCAGAGAACACAUGUGUAAUUGCAGUAUAGUUGGAAGCCUGGAUGGGAACCGAUGCAACCAAACCACAGGGCAGUGUGAGUGUCAUCCAGGCUACAAAGGGCUUCACUGUGACUCCUGCAAGGAGGGCUUUUACCCAACCAGCACCAAUGUCCAAGGGCUCUGUCUCUCUUGUGACUGCAAUUCCCAUGGAGCCAUCAGCCCAACUUGUAGCAGUUCUGGGAAAUGCCAGUGUAAAGUGGGUGUUGGAGGUUCCAAAUGUGACCACUGCCAAGAUGGGUAUUAUGGCUUCAAUGAGAAUGGCUGUCUGCCCUGCCAAUGCAAUAAUCAGUCUGUCACUUGUGAUCCCUUCUCAGGUACCUGUUUGAACUGCCAAGGAAACAGCAAAGGAAACCACUGUGAAGGAUGCAAAGAUGGUUUCUAUAAGAGUCCCACUGCCUUGCAUAAAUGUCUUCGGUGCCCUUGCUCAGCAGUGACAUCUACUGGCAUCUGUUUCAUACAUUCAGGGGAGUUGGUGCCUAGAUGUGAUCGCUGCAGAGAGGGUUACACAGGUCUAAACUGUAAUGCCUGUGAAAAUGGCUAUUACAACUCUGACAGCAUCUGUUUAAAGUGUGAGUGUGGUGGCCAUGUGGACUCUAUUAAAACUCCGAAGAUCUGCAAGCCAGAGAGCGGUGAAUGCAUUGACUGCCUCCACAAUACCACUGGCUUUCACUGUGAGAACUGCUGGGAAGGUUAUGUUAGAGACCUCAAAGGAAACUGUAUCAAGAAAGAAAUUGUUGUUACUACGACUGAAGGGUCUACCACUUUGGUUUCUAAUGCCACUUUGUCUACAUCACCACCCACUACGGUUGCAAAUAGUACAUUUACCCCCACCACUCUGCAGCCUAUCUUUUCAAUAGGAUCUUCUGAAAAUAGCACCUCAGCAUUAGCUGAUGUGUCAUGGACUCAAUUCAACAUCAUCAUUUUGACAGUCAUCAUCAUUGUGGUGGUUCUGCUCAUGGGAUUUGUGGGGGCUGUGUACACAUACAGGGAGUAUCAAAACCGAAAACUCAAUGCCCCCUUUUGGACCAUUGAACUGAAAGAAGACAACAUCAGCUUCAGCAGUUACCAUGACAGCAUCCCCAAUGCUGACGUGUCUGGCUUAUUGGAAGACGAUGGCAAUGAGGUGGCUCCCAAUGGACAGCUAACGCUCACGACUCCCAUGCAUAACUAUAAAGCUUAAGACCUGAACAGAGUGAACCAAAUUCCUCUAGUGUUGCUAAAGUUACAGUGCUUAUUAAGAGGAGCAGCAGCAGCAAUGGUGCCCAGGGGCAGAGCCUGGCCUUGCUUGCUAAAAAAGCAAAGGUGUGUAGUGCAUCCCAAAAUUUCAGGUAAAAAUUUGUAAUGCCUUCAGCCUGACAUCCUUCAUUUCCCCAAGAAGAUCCCUACAAUUCAUUGUUGUUAAGGACUUGAAGCAAAAUAUAUUUUUGUACCCAGCCAUGCAGGAGUGUGUAGCAAGACCAAAUUCUGUAGUGAAUCUCGUAUCCAACUUCCUGAGAAGCUCCUGGGGAAGCCAGUGUCCACCAAGCAGUCUGCCACAGGAUGACUGAUAUUUGUUUAGGAGGAAAAGGACUGUCGGAAGUCUUCAUAUACAUUCCUAAUACACAUUUCUUUUCAAGGUGGGGCAGGGAUGGAUCUCCAUUUUACUCUUCUGAGAGAUUUCAAUGAGAAAAAACUGAUGAGCCACAAGCAUUGCAAUAAGCAGUUCUCUAUUGUUUCUGGAAUUGGGGACAAAUGAAUCCUAAAGAGAUUCUUGGAAAGUUGCUCCUUACUGAAUUAUCACUUAGUGAUACAGUAAAGUGCAGGGCAAGAUUCUUGGGCUAGAAGAGAGAAUGAAGCAGUAUCCACGAUGAGGAAGCCGAUGGUCCCCCUCAGGGUCUCAGUUUGUUAUCACUGCCCCAGCCUCCUAGAAACAAUGUGUAUAUAGAUAAUGUAGCAUAUCUUAUCAACAUUGCAUUUGUAACUAUUUGUAAAAAAAAAAAUCAUGUCAUAUUUUAUCAUCUAGAAUUUAUUUGUACAGCAGAAGUUAGUGGCAUUGUAAAAAAGAAAAUACAAGAAUUGGUUAAAAUACUGUAAAAUAGAUGGCAAUAUUGCUGGAGCUGGGACUCUGGUGAAUAUCGAUCAUUUUAAGUUCCUCUAUGGACAUCAUGGGCAAUUUUUAAGAGAUUGAGUAUUCUUUUCUAUUAUCUUCUCACCCUUUAGUCCCUCCUUCCUGCAAUUCAGCCUUAGAAUUACCCACCUUUUGACUUAAAAAGGAUGUGAAUAGUUAAAUAUAGUGGAGAAAUAAGGUUCAGUAGAUUUUGAAGUCAAGGGCUACCUUGGAUUGCAAAAUCUGGUCACUUCUCACUUAAUGAGAUACUAUCUCAGUCUUCAUAAGCAUCUAAUUUUACAUCAUGUAGAUGAAUGUAAAAUGGUAGUUGAUAAAUAAAUUUCAUUUUGCUAGUAGUCUCCUGGAUGCAAAUGGUAGUCUUCCAAAGGAAAUGGGGGAAUCCUCAUUUCAAAAGAAAUGAAGGGUUAUUGUCAUAUCACCAGGGGCCUCUACUCUUCUUGUCUAUAAAAUGUCUACAUUUUAAUUCUCCCCCCUCAAAAAAAAUGUUCUCACUCAAAUGUUGGUCCACUGUGCCAAUUUUGAUCUGCUUAUUAUGGCAAUAACAAGCUGUCCAAUUUGCAUAGGCUCUUUACUUCUCUUGCUGCAUAGCGGGGGGUUAGGAGACUGGGCCUGGAGGGAUAUAAAGUGCUCACUAACUACAACAUAUACUGAUCCAUCCCUUCUUCACACACCAUUCCAAGAGUGACUAUAUGUAUAAAGUAACAAUGCAGCGAGAUGUCCAAGCACCGUCCCCACUUAAAGAUAUGAUGUAUGCUUGGAAACCAGGUCUCAAAGCAUAUUACAAAAAAGUAAAGUCUUGACUGCACAGCAGCCAUUUGGACACAGGUUAAAACCAUCAAUCAAGCUGAUUUUUUAAAAGAAAUAUUGAGAGGUAAAGGAAGCAGCAGCAGGGUAUAUAGGAAAAGGUCCUGGACUAAGAGUUGGCAGACCUGCAUUCUGGUUCCUGCUCUAUUGAUAAUUAGCUGUAUGACUUAGCUAAAUCACUAAACAUCUAUGAACCUGAAUUUCCUUAUCUACGUAGAGAAGACAAUUCAGCUAUAUAAUCUCUAAGGUCCCUUCUAGGUAUAGAAUUCUGUGAUUCUGAGUACUGAUAUCAAUAAGCAAUAUGGAAUGAGCAGUAUGUCGAAAGAGGAAUUCAAGUGGACUUUUUUCUCUAGAUGAGAUCAUAGUCAAAGGCUAGUUCAAGUCUAGCACUAAGAUACCACUCUAUAGAAGGUCUUCCAGGUCAGUCCCUUGAUUUUGCUGGUGUUUUAGUUGAUACCUAGUCUACUUACUGCUUGUGGCCUAAUAGCAGUUGCUUGGGGGGAGAACGGAUGGUCAAUUUCUACGUUCAGUCAUGGCCACCAGAAAUAGGGGGAAAUUUCACAGACAGGUGAAGUCAUCUGUAAGGAUUUUCCAUUGUUUUAGAGGAACACACCAUUGAUGAGCUCCAGUCCAUAGUUGGACUCCACUGAAACUGAUGUUGAUUCUAUUUAUGAAACUAAUAAGAUGUCCACCUUGCCAGCUUAUGUUCUUUUAAAACAAAACAGACACAGGAGGAAUUCAGUGUUUGUGAAUAGAAUUAAGUUACUUAGGAAAUAAAGUGAAUUUUAAGCUUCUAAAAGUUUGAUCCAGGCAGUCAGGUCUUUUAUCCACAUGUGGAUAUUAGAAUAGAGCCCUUAAAAAAGGAAUGGUAAACAACUGAAAGUGCUUAUCAGCUACUACUCCCAUUCUCCCCUGCACACAUACCACCCUGUGUAUGUAACUCCAGCCAAUAAAAUGUCUUUUAAUGUUUUAGUA
Vombatus ursinus (common wombat) is the source of this 4458-nucleotide messenger RNA. RefSeq names its product multiple epidermal growth factor-like domains protein 9. Gene Ontology annotation, biological process: axon guidance. Gene Ontology annotation, molecular function: extracellular matrix structural constituent. Gene Ontology annotation, cellular component: basement membrane. Bases 1 to 1752 code for a protein of 583 amino acids. The transcript is spliced from 6 exons. The record is from RefSeq and is a predicted model, not a curated record. Lineage: Eukaryota; Metazoa; Chordata; Mammalia; Diprotodontia; Vombatidae.